This is a messenger RNA of Stylophora pistillata, 2664 nucleotides long. RefSeq lists its product as uncharacterized. Lineage: Eukaryota; Metazoa; Cnidaria; Anthozoa; Scleractinia; Pocilloporidae. The record is from RefSeq and is a predicted model, not a curated record. Gene Ontology annotation, cellular component: nucleus. Gene Ontology annotation, biological process: regulation of cell cycle; regulation of DNA-templated transcription.
UUUAACAAAACAUGGCGGCCUGAUUGCCUGUGUUUUCUUGGUGUUGUCAUCUAUCAUCAUUGUGGGUUACUUACAAUACUUUCACUGAUACAGAUGUCAUUACACUACCACCCGCAAAGAUGUUAUCUCCUACUGCUUUGAAUAUGUUUUCACCGUCUCCUGCUAGUUCAGAAGAUAUCGGUUCCUCGGCCCUGUUUCCAUCGCUUGAUCCAGGCCUUUCAACUUCUGGCAUGACUUCAGAGGAGAUUGACGAACAACCCGAAGGGGAAGAAACUGAAUUUGCUGAUGCUGCAGAAUCUGCCACAGCAGAAUUGUUGGAAAAAACUCUGUUGAGGGCAUCAGAACAAAUUUUGCUUCAAAGUGGAGGAAAAUUGCAUGUCAAAGAUAUUGCUGAUGGAAUUGUAGAAAGUGGACUCAUCCCACCCAGAUCAAAGGCUUUGAACAGUCUAGAGUCAAUCUUAUAUCGCGAGACUUUUCGUGAAAGCUCCAGAUUUAAAAGAAUUGAUAAUCGCUUUGGAUGGUUUGCCUUGAUGGAAGUCGAUGUUGACGAGGAUGAUGAUGACGAAGAUGACGAUGAUUCCAUGGAUAAUGAGACAACAGAGGGUGAUGAUCAGUCUGUUAAAACUACAACUUCAAAACAACCCAUUGACUACAACAGAAAAUACCUUAGGAUAAAACGGAUGGUAAAACAACUGGUGUUUGAAAAUGGAGCAUUAUGCGAUGAAGUCCAGAGAACUGAGGCAAAGUUUCAAAGAGCAAAAGCAGAGAGAAAGUUCAUUCUCAAGAGGUUGUUUCAGUAUCAGGCCGCUGCUGAGGCAGGGAUGUUCCAAGCUGCGCCUUAUCCUCCUUUUUCUCCGGACAUGUUACCGCCGAUGAUGUUUCCCCCUUUUGUCCCGGAAAACGCCAAGCCACCCAAAGUGAAGGCCAAGAAGACACCAGUGAAGCCAAAGACUGAGAAAGAACCCAAGUCUUCAGGAGGAACGGCAGCAAAAGCUCAAAAGGCUGCUACAGAGAGUACAGGCAAGGACGGGUUAAAAGAGAAGGAGAAGCCGGCAAGGCAAGAAAAGAAAAAGCCUGCCAAACCAAAGAAGCCUAAAGCGCAACCUGAGAACUCCGUACCUAGCGCCGCAACUGCUGCUGUUGCUGCUGCUUCUGCAGCGGUAUCAUCGAAAGCCACAACGGUAGCCAAUCAAGGUACUCCUCCUGUGAAACCUAAAAGGAAGAAGCCAGGUACUGCCAUAAAGAGGAAGGUGCAGCCCAUUGCAGUGGAUGCCAAAGGCAAACCCAUUUUUCCCAUUGUGCUAGGAGGUCUCACAGUUCAUAGCCUUGGCGAGAUUGUUCAUGACCGGCCCGGUUUCCACUCUGAACGUUAUAUUUGGCCCGUGGGCUACUGCAGCUCCAGGACGUAUCCGAGCAUGCGUAAUCCAGAGAAGAAGUGUAUUUACACCUGCAAGAUUCUGGAUGGGGGAUUCGGACCGCAAUUUGAGAUGUGUCCUGAGGAUGACCCAGACCACCCAAUCGUAGCCUCUUCGGCCACAGCUUGCCACUGCGUUGUACUGAAGGCGGUCAAUAAAGCCAGGGGUAGGGACGCGUCUAAUACAGGCUCGGGUCCAGAGUUUUUCGGUUUCUCUCACCCAACCAUUCAGUAUUUGAUUCAAAGCUUGCCUGGAGCGCGAAAAUGUACUAAAUACCAGUGGGUGAAGUUUGAAUUACCAAAACCACAAAGCAAACAAGAUCCAGACAUGGGACCGCUGACUCUGGCGUCUACCAUCACUCCUCUCUCGUCCCCAGGACUCUGCAGUCCUAGUCCUAGCACACAGCUUGAAGGAUUAGAGCAUGACACCGAAAUGGAUCCAGGAUUGAAUCCGCUGAUGUCUUCACCCACUCGAUCCGCCUUUCCGACUUCUCUCUCGGGCAUGCCACUCUCGCCCACUGCUGCUGGUCAAGCAUCGUUUGUCCUGCCUCCUACUUCGCCUCUGUUUGGGAACAGUUCUGGUUUUCCAGGAACAGGGAUUCCAGACUCGCCUCCAAAGUAGCAUCCUAUUCGGUGUAUUAAAUGAAGAACUUUGUUGAUGUAUUGGGACCCCGUGAGGUUUGUGAUCCCUUCUAAUAUCAUCGUGAAACCUUAUUACACGGACGGUGAUUUUCACCCAUUCGGAGACUGGGUGAAGCAGCGUAUUUGGCAUGGCGAGGGCAGUGAGCUCGAGCGACAAAACCUCAAAUGGGAAAAUCAGUCUUCCGCCUUAUCCCCCUUGUCCCUAAGACAGUUACCGUGACAGAAGCGUUGUCUCUUUAGGAGUUUUCUUUUUAGGGUACAAAAAAAUUGCGAGAAUUGAAGAGGUAGACCCGAUUACUAACCGCUGUUCGGGAAAUGAGCCCGCGCUCAUCCGCUGAACUGAACUCCUCGGCGGAAUCGGAGGCUGGAUCCGACAGAAAAAAAAAAAAGAAACAGAGGGAAUUCGUGUCUACCAAGAGGAAACAGAAGUAACUGUGCUGAGUUACAUGAAUGUAAUGAGAUAAGACGAGACGUCUAUAUAUCUGUGUAUCUUCUAGUGCGAGGUAAAGAGCUUGUACAUAAUUGUAAUCAAGUCGAGUGAAAUGGUGAACUACAUGAGAUGUGUUCGAUACGUUAAAUGAAUUAAAAUUAUAUUCUUGGAAACUCGA